AUGUCAUACUACGGCGUCCACAAAGCAGAAAUCGACAUGCUCGUCUGCACGACGUGCAAAACUGAAGCAUUCGCCUGGCUAGCGGAGACGUUUCCAUGUCCUGUUUGUGGAGAAUUUAAGUUCGAAUCUCUAGUGUCUGCAGAUGAGAGACCAGCAGAGGAGGGAAAACGAAGUCCUAAGGUGGAUGAUGGCGAGAGACAGAGCAGAGGCGGGGACGGAAACAAUGUAACUGGGAAGAAACGGAAAAGGUCUUGCAGUGAUGACAUGAUGCCGGACAAGGAAUCUAAAGCACGCAUAGUGGGCUCAGAUCUUGGUGGUGGUGAAUGA
Dothidotthia symphoricarpi CBS 119687 is the source of this 327-nucleotide messenger RNA. RefSeq lists its product as uncharacterized. The transcript has a single exon. NCBI's taxonomy places the organism in Eukaryota, Fungi, Ascomycota, Dothideomycetes, Pleosporales, Dothidotthiaceae. The record is from RefSeq and is a predicted model, not a curated record. Bases 1 to 327 code for a protein of 108 amino acids.